This is a messenger RNA of Oryzias melastigma (Indian medaka), 757 nucleotides long. It is a transcript of the gene ppdpfb, whose product is annotated as pancreatic progenitor cell differentiation and proliferation factor b. Gene Ontology annotation, biological process: cell differentiation; multicellular organism development. The record is from RefSeq and is a predicted model, not a curated record. NCBI's taxonomy places the organism in Eukaryota, Metazoa, Chordata, Actinopteri, Beloniformes, Adrianichthyidae.
CCCCGACUUCUCCAUCCAUGAACAGUGACUACCCCGCUUCAGACCUUGGAGGGUCAACUUAACCCAAAACUUCUUUUCAAAUGGGCCCCGUUGCCUAGCGGUUCCUCCCCAAGCCUCGCCGACUGAGUUGAAUCGAGCGCUCCCGAACAUCAAGCUCGUCUGAGUCAGUAAAGGAUUCGUAACGUGACCAACUGAAGAAUGGCAGCUAUUCCAGCAGGCGGCUCUCUUGUGGCAACCACUGACUACUACCGAAGGCGCAUCGGCUCUACGUCCAGCAGCAGCUCUUGUGGCAGUUCGGAGUACAGUGGCGAGGUCAUCCCUCACCAUCCAGGUCUCCCUAAGCAGGACUCGGGUCACUGGUGGUCCAGCUUCUUCUUUGGGAAGCAGCCGGGGAUGACGACGCUGACGGAGGAGGCGCAGCAGAAGGUGGGGGUUUUGGGUGCAGCGGCGAGCGGCCAGCUCACCUGCGUCGCCAGGGAGAUGGUGCAGAGGCAGGUGAGCGAGAGCAGCGACGCAGGAAGCCCUGCUUCAUCCUGAUCUCCUCGCUUUGACCCACGCUGCACUUGGAGUUGAACCAACGACCAACGCUAGGUGACGGGAGGCUAUCCCGUUUGCCAACUUUUUUUUUUUUUUUUAAAAAAAAAAACCUUUUUACCAUUUGUACUGUUGUGAUUGUGACGCUGUGACGCUCACUCACACGCUCUGACACCUCUGUCCUGUCAUUUGUAAACGCAAUAAAGUAGAUUUGCAGCCUAAA